AUGUCACUCCGGACCCUCCUUGGAGCUUCCAUUCUCCUCCGAAUAACUCUUCUAUUCUACGGUCUAUAUCAAGACUCUACCUCUCCCCUGAAAUACACAGACAUAGACUACUAUGUCUUCACGGACGCUUCCCGUUACCUCCUCACAAACUCCAACAACGCCUCAAUCUCGACUCCAUAUUCCCGAGAAACCUAUCGAUACACCCCACUCCUCGCCUGGCUCCUCCUCCCAACGGCCCUAAACCCGCAGUUCCUCUUCUUCUCAUUCGGAAAGAUCAUCUUUUCCGCCGCGGAUGUGCUUGCCGGAUGGUUGAUUCACCUAAUCUUGACGAACGGAGGAAUGGACCGUCGGACUGCCGGGUUGUUCGCCGGCAUAUGGCUUGUCAAUCCCAUGGUUGCGACUAUUAGUACUCGCGGCAGCUCUGAGGGGUUACUGGGAGUGCUGGUGGUGGGCAUUGUCUGGGCGGUUUUGAGAAGACGUGUGGUGUUGGCGGGGGUCUUGGUGGGGUUGGCGACGCACUUUAAGAUAUAUCCUGUUAUAUAUGCGCCCGCUAUUGUUUGGUGGUUGGAGAGUGAGGGAGGUGGUAGAGGGGAGAAGGAGUCUAAAAACGGGUGGUUGGAGAAGGCGAUGGGCUUUGUCAAUCGCGAAAGAGUCACUUUUGGAGCUUGGGCGUUGGGAACGUUUGUUGGGUUGAAUGUGUGGAUGUAUAAACUCUACGCCGACCCCUUCCUCCAGCACACCUACCUCCACCACCUCUCGCGUGUCGACCAUCGACACAACUUCUCCCCGUACAACACUCUCCUACAUCUAACCUCCUCCCCCAUGGGCCACUCCUCCACCCCAUUCGCCUCGAUCCCGUUCUUUCCGCAACUGCUCCUCUCGGGACUCGUCAUCCCGUUGGCCUUCGCCAAGCACGAUCUCCCGGCGACCAUGUUCGCGCAGACAUUCGCCUUCGUCUCGUUCAAUAAGGUGUGCACAUCGCAGUACUUCAUGUGGUAUAUCGUCCUGCUCCCCUUCUACCUACCUGGCUCCGUGCUGUUGCGGAGGCCGUGGCUCGGCGGGGUUGCGUUGGUGUUGUGGGUUGUCUCGCAGGCGGCGUGGUUACAACAAGGCUACGAAUUGGAGUUUCUCGGGAAGUCGACGUUCGUUCCGGGCUUGUGGGCUGCGUCGUUGGUGUUUUUUGCGGUGAAUGUUUGGCUGUUGGGGGUUAUUGUGGGUGAUAUUCCCCAGAGGGGGAAGAGCCGGGGUAAGGUUAAUAAGGUGGAGUGA
Molecule: messenger RNA, 1269 nt
Organism: Tuber melanosporum (Perigord truffle)
Lineage: Eukaryota; Fungi; Ascomycota; Pezizomycetes; Pezizales; Tuberaceae
Exons: 3
Coding region: 1-1269 (422 amino acids)
Biological process (GO): GPI anchor biosynthetic process
Cellular component (GO): glycosylphosphatidylinositol-mannosyltransferase I complex; membrane
Molecular function (GO): alpha-1,4-mannosyltransferase activity; GPI mannosyltransferase activity
Source: RefSeq, a predicted model, not a curated record